GUUGUGGUUUGAUUUGGGUUUGAUAUGUAGUAUCUCCUUACUAGUCUGUGGUUUGUCGUGUAAAUAAAUGGUAAAAUAGGUACUGAAUUGAAUAGUUUCUUUAACGGAGAAACUUGUGUAAUAUUUAAAAUACUAUGGCAUAAAUGAUAUUUCAAAUAGUUAUUUUUAAUAAUGUCUUCGUCCAGUUCAAACACUUCACAAAUUUACUAUGAAGAUAUUCCACCGGGAACUCUCAAUGAAGAAGAAUUCAUAUGUACUGAAAGAAUCGUUCCAAGAAAAAUAAAACCACAAAACAUUGUAAUGAGGUUAAUGGACAGAGAAAUAUAUGGUUCUCGAAAACCAGGUUCCCAUUUUCAUGUCGUUCGAGAGUUUUACCAAAAUGUAUUUCCAAAUUUGACUAUUGUUAAUGUCGAGAAACCACCUUGCUUUUUGAGAAAGUUUAGUCCCGAUGGAAAGAAUUUUAUAGCUUUUUCAGCUGACCAGACAUCAUUAGAGAUAUAUGAAUAUAAAGGUGCUGCAGCUGCUGGUGAUCUAGUGGCUGGAUAUCCUUCUGAUUUAUUAAAGACUGAUGCAGAUGCACAUCACAGAAUACGGACACACAUAUUUUACAGAUUUUUUAAGCCUAAAUUCACUGUUAAUGUAUGUCAACAAAGAGAUAACCUAAGACCAGAAUCAAAUCCUGGUCAAAUGCCUUUCAUGGAACAACAGUUGAAUAGAGAAUGCAGCUUAUUUACAGAAGAUGGUAGAUAUGUGAUUGUUGGCUCUGCUGCACAUAUACCAGAUGAUUUGAGACCACAUUUCUAUCACAUACACAGCAACAAUGAGGCAGUCACACCCACAAUAAGAUCAGCUUUAGAAGACUACUCAUUGCAUUUAGUUGAUUUACAUCAUGGGAAACUUUGUGAUACAAAACAUUUCAGGAUUGACAAAAUUUAUCUCUCACACAACCAAGGCAUCUAUUUAUACAAAGAAGUCUUAGCAGUACUCUCUGUACAACAUCAAACUAUACAUUUGUUUCAAAUUGUUGAUGGAAUGCUAAUAGAAAUACGAAAAAUUGGCAGAUUUUGCUAUGACGAUGAUCCAUUACUGGUAAAUUCAGUGUUUACCCCAAAAGGAAACGAAAGGCCUUUUCAUGAAGAAACAAUAAACAGUUUAAAACAUAGACUGCUUGUGUUCCUUUUUAAGAGGGCUAAGAAAAUAAGUGAUGAAUCUGGUGAUCCUCUUGAGUUAAGAAAAUUUUAUAAAUAUUUUGAUAUGUUUAAAAGUUUACGUAUGUGGAAGAUGCAGCUUUUAGAUGAAGACCAUCUUUUUAUCAAGUAUGCAAGUGAAGAAGUUGUGACACUGAGAGUUGCUGAACCAAACAGUCAAUCAUCUUUCUUUGUUAUUUAUAACAUAAGUGAAAGUAAAAUUCUAGAGGUUUAUGAAAAUACAUCUGAAGGAUUACUACAACUCUUUGAAAACUACUGUGAUUGCUUUAGAAAUGCAAGAUUACGUGCAGACUCACAAUUCACAUGUUCUCCUUCCAACAAUUUAUAUGCAAGACUAACACAACAAAGAUUCAAACAGACAAUAGUGCGAGCAAUCUAUGGUGGUUGUACAGAAGCUACUAAGAGAAUUUUGGCACAAUUACCAAUAAGUGCUCAGUCAUAUAGUGGGUCACCUUAUCUAGAUUUAGGUUUGUUUAGUUAUGAUGACAAAUGGGUAUCUGUUAUGGAAAGACCAAAGGCAUAUGGAGAAUAUCCUAUAAGAUUUUAUGCACGUGACUCUGGUUUAUUAAAAUUCAAAAUUUACGCUGGAGUAAUGGGCCAGUCAGUACCUGCACAUGCGCGCCGGCUGGUUGCAUUCACAUUCCACCCCACGGAUCCAUUCGCCAUUAGCGUCCAGAGAACCAACUCUGAAUAUAUUGUCAACUUCCAUAUUAGGAAUGCAGUGUUCAGUUGAUAUUAUGAGAAAUACUAAUUUUUUAUUGUACUUAUAUAAUUGUGUAAAUAUUAUUACUAAGUAAAGUUGCUACCAUGUAGUAAACAUUGAUUUUAUCGUAGUCAUCUGACAAUAACACUGACUAAUAAAUAAUAUGAUCAAAUUCAAAAUUGCUGUUUUAGAACUUGUAUGGUUUAACAAUAUACCCUACAUGAAAUCGGUGCAAUUUUUUUAAUAAUGUGUUGCUUACCGUAAAUCAUAUUCAAUUUGUUUUCCUCUUUUUGUGACCUACU
Messenger RNA from Diatraea saccharalis (sugarcane borer), 2213 nucleotides. The record is from the annotation of a GenBank genome assembly. NCBI's taxonomy places the organism in Eukaryota, Metazoa, Arthropoda, Insecta, Lepidoptera, Crambidae.